Molecule: messenger RNA, 372 nt
Organism: Parastagonospora nodorum SN15
Lineage: Eukaryota; Fungi; Ascomycota; Dothideomycetes; Pleosporales; Phaeosphaeriaceae
Exons: 3
Coding region: 1-372 (123 amino acids)
Biological process (GO): protein import into mitochondrial matrix
Cellular component (GO): PAM complex, Tim23 associated import motor
Molecular function (GO): ATPase activator activity
Source: RefSeq, a predicted model, not a curated record
AUGACAUCGUAUCCGAAUCCACCGCAGCCACAAGAUCAGCCAGAGAAGAAGAAGAUGUCGGCGUGGGUUUGGGUAGUCGGCUUGGGCGCAACGGCUUUCUUCGGCCGCGCAGCACUCGUCGCACUCCGAAGAUCAGGCGGUGGCGCUGGACCCCUCGGACGCAGUUUCUACAAAGGCGGCUUCGAGCCCAAGAUGACACGGAGAGAAGCCGCGCUGAUACUGGAAAUGCCUGAACGGGGCAUCACCAAAGAACUCCUCCGCAAAAAGCACCGGUCCCUCAUGCUGCUCAACCACCCCGAUCGCGGCGGCUCGCCAUAUCUCGCCACAAAAGUAAACGAAGCGAAGGAGAUGUUGGAGAAAGAGGUCAAAUAG